AUGGAAACCCUUUCUUCUUCUUUCAGACAUCCUCAAUUAUUGCAUGUAAUUCCACCGUCAAAUAUUAGGGUUAAUGUUAAAAUUAGAAGCCCUCAACUUAUGAUCAAAGCCAAAAACAUAAUCAAGAAGAACAUUAAUCCGCCGCCGCCACCGCCGCCGUUUAAGGUUUCGAAAAUCCUCAACAAAUUGGACGACUUCAUAUCAGCCUAUCUCGAAAAAUCGCCCCUCCCCAAAAGUAUCGAUCCGGAAAAAACUAUAUCGGGGCACUUUGCUCCGGUGGACGACGAGCUUCCCCCCACCCCUUGCGAGGUGGACGGCGGCCCCCUCCCGCCAUGCUUGGACGGGGCCUACAUCCGCAACGGCCCAAACCCUCAGUUCCUUCCAAAGGGACGCCCUUAUCAUUUAUUCGACGGCGACGGUAUGCUCCAAAUGAUCAGAAUCUCUGGGGGCGGCAAAUCGGUCACCUUCUGCAGCCGCUACGUAAAAACACACAAACAUAACGUGGAGCGCGAAAACGGUUUCCCGUUUGUUCCGAGCCCUUUCGCCUCCUUCAACGGCUUAGCGGCUUCUGUGACGCGCGCGUUGCUCACGUUCACGCGUGUGGUCGUUGCCGGCCAGUUCGACCCACUGAGCCGCGGUUUCGGCUCGGCUAACACGAGCCUGGCUCUAUUCCCAUGCCGUGGCUUAUUCGCUCUAUGCGAGUGCGAUCUUCCGUACGAAGUGAAAGUUAUGGAGGACGGAGAUAUAGUAACCCUUGGCCGCCGCGAUUUCCACAGCACCAACCGAUUCUUCUUUAAUAUGACGGCGCAUCCGAAGAUCGACCAACGAACCGGACAAGUAUUUGCUUAUCGAUACAACUUCACGCGCCCGUACUUAACGUUUUUCCGAAUCGACUCGGACGGAAGAAAACAACAGGACGUUCAUAUAAACUCCGUUAAAGAGUGCACGAUUAUUCACGACUUUGCCGUGACGGAAAACUACGCCGUAUUCCCCGAUACACAGAUUGUGGUGAACCACCCUUUGAGGGCUUUGAUCGGCGGGAGAUCCCCGGUGGCGGUGAAUUCCGGCAAGGCGCAGCGGCUUGGGGUUAUAAGAAAAUACGCGGAGGAUGACAGCGGGAUGUGGUGGGCGGAGGCGCCGGGGCUGAACAUGCUGCACUGUGUGAAUGCAUGGGAGGAAGACGGCGGCGCCACCAUUGUGGUGGUGGCUACCAACGCUUUGGAAGUUGACCAGUUGUUUCAGAGUAUUCAUUUAGCAAGGUUGACUAUGGAGAAGAUCACCAUUGAUGUGAAGGCGGAGACGGUGAAGAGGGAACAGCUGUCGCCGGAAGUUCUUGAUUUUGGAGUUAUCAAUCCGGCCUACGCCGGGAAGAAAAACAGAUACGCAUAUGCCGCAAUGAUAGGGUCGGACGCAAUAGUAGGGGUGGUGAAGCUAGACCUAACGCUAACGGAGAAUCACAGCUGCAGCGGUGGCGGUGAGUGUGUGGUGGCUAGCCGCUUAUAUGGGCCGGGCUUUUGUGGCGGUGAACCGUUUUUCGUGCCAAGAGAGCCCGAUAAUCCGUCGGCAGAGGAAGACGACGGUUAUUUAGUAGUUUAUGUAAAUGAUGAGAAUAUUGGAGAAUCCAAGUUCUUGGUGAUGAAUGCCAAAUCUGUCACACUUGAUUUAAUUGCUACCGUUAAGCUGCCAUGUCGAAUUCCUAGUGGCUUUCAUGGCCUCUUUGUUUCGGAUAGUGACCUCAAAAAUUUACUUCGAUGUUUAUAA
Messenger RNA from Erythranthe guttata (spotted monkey flower), 1761 nucleotides. RefSeq names its product putative carotenoid cleavage dioxygenase 4, chloroplastic. The record is from RefSeq and is a predicted model, not a curated record. Gene Ontology annotation, molecular function: carotenoid dioxygenase activity. NCBI's taxonomy places the organism in Eukaryota, Viridiplantae, Streptophyta, Magnoliopsida, Lamiales, Phrymaceae. Gene Ontology annotation, cellular component: chloroplast stroma. Gene Ontology annotation, biological process: carotene catabolic process.